Messenger RNA from Jatropha curcas, 930 nucleotides. RefSeq names its product pollen-specific protein C13. The record is from RefSeq and is a predicted model, not a curated record. NCBI's taxonomy places the organism in Eukaryota, Viridiplantae, Streptophyta, Magnoliopsida, Malpighiales, Euphorbiaceae.
CUUCAUGCACUGUUUUCACGUCUGCUUGUUUACACUAGAACAUUCCUUCACGCGCUAUCACCGCAUUAGCUUUACUUUCUUUUGCCAAUUAACUUUCGAUUUACAUUACUUACCUCUUCUGCUUCUUAUUUCAGUUAUCAUCAUUUCUCUUAUAAUCCACAGCCUUAAAGUAGAGGUACAAUCUCACUAAAAAUUUAUCGCUCUCGAAUCUCUGUGAACUCCAAAUCCAAAAGCGCAAUGGCUCGAUUAGUGUUGCUGCUCGCGCUCUGCGUGCUUCCGGCCAUCGUGAGCGCCGCCCGCCCUGCAAGAAAUCCAUUUGAGGUGGAAGGCCGUGUCUACUGCGACACUUGCCGUGCUGGUUUCGAAACCCCCAAAACCACCUACAUCGCUGGUGCAAAGGUAAGAUUGGAAUGCAAGGACAGGAAAUCAAUGGAGCUUGUAUACAGCAAGGAAGGAACAACAGACUCCACAGGUACCUAUAAGAUCUAUGUAGACGAUGACCAUGCGGAUCAGCUCUGUGAUGCUGUUCUAGUUAGCAGCCCCAAGAAAGAUUGCAGAUCACCAUCGUCAGGCCGUGAUCGUGCCCGCGUUAUCCUCACCAGCUACAAUGGCAUUGCAUCAAACAAACGCUUCGCCAAUGCUAUAGGUUUCGAGAAGGAUGAUAUAGAGUCUGGUUGUACUGAGCUUCUCAGGCAAUACCAGGAAUAUGAAGAUUAAAUUUUAUUUUCUUAAAAUUUAAACAAAAAAAUUGAGUUCUGUUGAUUAUGAAUUGUAGUUGCUUGACCUACAUAUUUGUUUAUCUAUAUUGUUAUUAUCGGGGUUCAUGUGUUCUUUAAGCUUUUGGAGGACUGUUAAUUUCUUCUGUUAAUGGACAUUUCUUGAAGCUAUAAUGUGUAGUUGCAUUUGGCUUGAAUAUGUUAUAUUUAUGUA